This is a messenger RNA of Tricharina praecox, 417 nucleotides long. RefSeq lists its product as uncharacterized. The transcript has 2 exons. Bases 1 to 417 code for a protein of 138 amino acids. Lineage: Eukaryota; Fungi; Ascomycota; Pezizomycetes; Pezizales; Pyronemataceae. The record is from RefSeq and is a predicted model, not a curated record.
AUGUUCGCCAGCCUAGCUCUUCUAGACCCGCUGCACAGCUUCCUCCUCAGCACAGUGCUGAUCUACCUUCUCACGCUGUACCCUCUGCUCACGCUCAUCUCCACCUCCUCCGCGCUCCUCACCGGCCUAGCGCUCACCCGCCUCGGCGGACUGCUCUCGCACCUCGGCGCACACCUUUUCCGCGCCGGCACCGUGCUGGUGCACUUCGUCCUCGGCUACGUCAAGCACCUGCUCGAGUCUCCGAGUCUCGCACAGCGCUGGAGGCGGAGGGUAGCGGAGUUGCUGGGGGAGGUGUUGGGGUUGCAUUCGGAGCUGGGGUGCGGCGUGCAAGAACGCCGGAUGGAGAAGAUGGCCCAUGGGAGGAGACCGCCGGCUAAGAGACGGACACCGGUGGCGCCGUCAGUGGUGAGGGAUUGA